Molecule: messenger RNA, 1029 nt
Organism: Schistosoma rodhaini
Lineage: Eukaryota; Metazoa; Platyhelminthes; Trematoda; Strigeidida; Schistosomatidae
Source: the annotation of a GenBank genome assembly
AUGUUUGUUGGUCACAACUUUGGUUGUAACGAUAAAAUCGCCGUAACAAUAUUUCUAUUGAUGGCUAAAUUUGGUAAAAGUGUACAAAUCCCACUAUCAUGGAUUCCACAAAGUAAUGGAAACUAUCCAGAAAAUGCUAUUUCUGUUGGUGAUGGUGUUUUUGUUGUUCGAUCUAGGUUUAUAAACGAAAUACUUCCUGGAAAGCUUGUACCUAAACAAGGAAAAUGUUAUUGCUCUCACGGAGGUGACGAAAUAGAGUUAACAGAAUAUGAAGUUCUAUGUGAUACUUCAUUGAGUGAACUUGGGAAAGGAUAUGAAUGGGUAAAAUCUUCUAAUGGGGAAUACCCAAAACAUGCAAUUAUUGCUGGAUUCGGUUCUGAUGGAAAACCACUCUAUAUUGCGAAAGGAUACGUUGAAGAUAAUAUAUGCGUUGGGAAGUUACAUGAAGGUCAUAAAAGUGCCUAUAUGCCAUGGGGUGGACGGGAGAAUGCGAUUCCAGAAUAUGAAUGGAAUCACUGUAUUAACGAAAGUAUAUAUAAAAAAUAUAAAUAUAUAUUUAUCAUGGCUAAAGUUGGUCGAGGUUUGCAAAUACCACUUUCAUGGAUUCCAGGACGUGAUGGAUUUUGUCCAGCUGGUGCAGUUUCUGUUGAUAACAUAUGUGUUGCACGAAGUAAAUACAGUGGGGAAUUGCUGCCCGGAAAAUUAGUACCAAUGAAUGGAAAAUGUUAUUGUCCUUAUGGUGGAGCAGAACUAGAGUUUUACGAUUAUGAAGUGUUAUGUGAAACUUUUAUUCCUGGUUCUUGUAAAGGAUAUUGUUGGGAAAGAGCGUUUGACGGUAAUGUUCCAAAAAAUGCAAUUGUUGCUGGGAUAGCCAAAGAUGGUGAACCAUUGUACAUUGUAAAAGGUGUUGUGAAUAAUGAAACAUGUUUCGGAAAGCUACACGAAGGUCAUUCGUGCGCUUACUUACCAUGGGGUGGUAAGGAAUAUUCAGUCAAUGAAUAUGAUGUACUUGUGUGGCAGAAACAUUGA